Molecule: messenger RNA, 2165 nt
Organism: Osmia bicornis bicornis
Lineage: Eukaryota; Metazoa; Arthropoda; Insecta; Hymenoptera; Megachilidae
Gene: Upf3
Product: regulator of nonsense transcripts 3B
Exons: 6
Coding region: 152-2005 (617 amino acids)
Biological process (GO): positive regulation of translation; nuclear-transcribed mRNA catabolic process, nonsense-mediated decay
Cellular component (GO): cytoplasm; nucleolus
Molecular function (GO): mRNA binding
Source: RefSeq, a predicted model, not a curated record
GUGAAUCAAGAUGGCCGCGAAAACUUUGUAAACGGAAACGUUUAUUUUGAUAUUUCAAAGAAAAUUGCAUGCUUUGAAUAUUAUUUUAAACCAGAGUGAAUUGAACUGACACUGAAUAGAUCUUAGUUAUCAAGAAAUUAAAUAAAUGUAGAUGACAAUGACCGAGGAAACACAACAAUCUGAGUCAGCCGCACAAAAUGAAGCACAAACUAGUUCUCCAGAUGUUGGAAAAAUUAAAGAUAAUAAAAAAGAGAAAUGCCGGCCUAUGACAAAGGUAGUAAUAAGAAGAUUACCUCCAACUAUGACUCAGGAUCAAUUCCUGGAGCAAGUUUCUCCAUUACCAGAACAUGAUUAUCUUUAUUUUGUUAAAGCUGACAUGGGACAAUUUUCAUUUUCACGUGCAUAUAUCAAUUUUAUUGAACAACAAGACAUCUUUAUGUUCAGAGAAAAAUUUGAUAAUUAUGUGUUCGUCGACUCAAAAGGUACAGAAUAUCCAGCAGUAGUAGAAUUUGCACCAUUUCAAAGGUUACCAAAGAAAAGAGUAGGGAAAAAGAAAGAUUUAAAAUGUGGUACAAUAGAAUCUGAUCCUUAUUAUAUAAGUUUCUUAGAAAGUCUUAAAAAUCAAGAAGCUGAAUCUAAUGUAGCACAACCAAAAACAGAGUACUCAUAUCAACCACCUGAUAAUACACCAAAAAAAGUUACAACUACACCUCUUUUGGAAUAUCUAAAACAACGUAAGCAAGAAAAGCAGCGUCUAAGAGAUGAAAAACGCGAAGAAAGACGACGAAGAGAUUUAGAAAGAAGACGGACGAAAGAAGAUCCUAUUAUAUCUAAGGUAUUGAAAAAUCCAGAUCUCGAUAAGGAAAUGUGUAAAGAUAAUAAAGAGAAUAAAGAGGAAAGAGAUAAGCUUUCACCGAAAGAUUUGAAAAAUCGUAUUAAGAAAGAAGAUAAAUUACGUGAAAAAAUACCGCGUGAUCGUGAUUCGAAGUCAAUAACAAAAGGAUAUAGAGAAAGAAUUGAGGAUAGAAAUAAGGAUAGAGAAAUAAAACAUCAAAGACGUCAUGAGGACAAAAAACUAUAUGGAAGGCGCGAUGAGAGAGAUGGAAUAAAAGAUGAUAGAAGAAUUGAUGGCAAUGAUAGAAAAUAUGAUUUCAAAGAGGAUAUUAAAGAUUUCAGGGAUCGAAAAAUCGAGGAAAAAAGGGGUAAAAGCUACGAGAAAAUGCGACAAGAGAAGAAAAGACUUGCAGAAACCAAAAAACAAAAUGUAGAGUUUAAUGUUGAUAUGGAAAGUAACAUAAAGUCAAGAAUUGAAGACGAAGAUUUUCCAAGAAAAGAGUCCCAAGUUGAUUUACAUGAAAAUAAAGACAGAGGGGGAUCCGUAAGUGAUACUGAAGUCGCUAAAAUCAGAGAGAAACAGGAAAAUAAUGAAAACAAGCUUUUACUACAAAAUUCUAUCCAAGAUAUUGAACAAAUGAAAGAGCAGAAGAAAACAGAAACUACAUCAACGAUAGAUGAAAGUAAUAAAGAUAUUGAAAAAUCAAAGUCUAAUGAAAAUAUUAAUAAAGAUAAUAACGAGAAUGAUGAUUCUCAGGAAAAGAAAGAUUCGAAAGUUACAAAGAGGCGUAGUUCACUUGAAAGUGGGGGAGAAGGUGGUACAGGAGAUGGGAAUUAUUUAAGGCGACAUAAGUCUUUAGAUGGCGGGGAUCAAAAUAAUUUACAAAAGACUGAAAUCGAAGAAAAAGAAAAAGACAAGAAAGAUCCUCGAUUAGAACGUAGGAUUCGAAAUAAGGAUCGUCCUGCCAUGGAAAUUUAUCGCCCAGGAAUGGGAAAAUUUAGUAAACAAAGAUUAGAACGAGAAAAAUCUAGUACUAACGAUGAACGAGCAUCUCUUUCUCAAAGUCCUACUCCUAAUCCUAAUGCUUCUAAUUCUUGUAAAUCAGGAAAGCCUGGAACCGAAGUACGUUCUAUGACGUUUAAACGUAGCAUUAGUCGUGAUUUGGUAUAACGAUAACUAAAUUUUACAAAUCUGUUUCAAUAUUAGUGAUACACGUGUCAAACAUCUGUUAAUAUACAAGAUUUUUACACUAGUCUUUCUCACAGAGUAAUAGUGUCAUACAGUGUAUCUGUUGUAUACAAAUGCAUAAUAAAAUACAGUGUCCUAAUUA